AUGAAAUCAUUAAUGUUAUAGAAAGGGUUAAUUGGAGUGGUUGCUAUAGGAUUUAGUUAUGGAGUUUACAGAAUAUUUAGAGGGCUUACAAAAGCAGAACUUCGUGAGAGUAUGAAAAAAUAGAUUAUACAAUGUUACGAUGCAAGUUAGAAUCAAGGAUUUGUAGAACCUUUUGAUAUUUUACAAACUUUUUCAAAAAAUGAACAAGGAAUAGAGUUUCACAUAAAAUUAGUAAAAUCUCUAGCCAAGAAGCCAGUUGGCCAUUAAUAAAAUAUUAAUCCAUUAAUAGAGCCUUUCCAACCAGGACAGUUAGUAAUGCGAUUACAAAACUACAAUAUUUUAUUGAAUAAAUACCCUGUUAAUCCUUAUCAUGCAUUAUUAGUGCCAUCAUAAUUUAUUCAUCAAACUGAAAAAUUCAGCAAGGAAUACUUAAGUUUGGCUUAUGAUUUGCUAAAUGCAGUCGAGGGAUUUGCAUUUUUUAAUUCCCAUCCAGAGGCUGGAGCUUCUUUAGAUCAUAAGCAUUUUUAAAUUGUACCUAAAUCAGCAUACUAAAGUGCAAAUAUUUUGAAUCACAUUAAGGAAUGGUGGUUCGAGAAGAGUGUGAGAUAGCCUAACAAAUUCACAAAGCUCAGGUGUUUAAAAAAAACCAAGCAUUUCAUUUGUUUCUUCAACUAAGAUUUAUUGUAAAGUCCAAAUUGCGAUGAGCGCCAGUAAUAGAAUCUACUUAAUGAGACUUACGAAAAGCUAUUAAAUAAAUGUCAAGUAGAGGAUAUUAGGGAGUUAAAACACAAUUUAAUAAUGACUUAAGAGUUUAUGAUGAUUGUAGUUAGAAAGCAAGCAGCAUUUAAUGGAGUAGCAAUGAAUGCAGUAGGAUUCACAGGAUCUUUAUUAGCUAAAAAUGAGUAGGAAUGCGAGAAAUUAAAGCAAACUAGAAUAAUUGAGAUUUUAGAAAAUCUCGCAUAAGCUGAUGAAUCUUUUUAUUCUGAUGUAGAUGAAUGUUGA
Paramecium tetraurelia is the source of this 1002-nucleotide messenger RNA. RefSeq lists its product as uncharacterized. Gene Ontology annotation, molecular function: ATP:ADP adenylyltransferase activity; ATP binding. Gene Ontology annotation, biological process: nucleotide metabolic process. Lineage: Eukaryota; Ciliophora; Oligohymenophorea; Peniculida; Parameciidae. The transcript is spliced from 3 exons. The record is from RefSeq and is a predicted model, not a curated record.